UUCUGUCUUUGGCAAUUGGCAUAUCAUUAGUCGUCUUUUCCAAGACCCGUGUAUUCCAUUAAGAUUGUACAAGUGGAAAAUCCUUCACAAUUUGCCUCAUCCGGUUCAAGUGGAAUUGGUGGCUUGUGUGGAGUAUACGUCAGUAGUUUUAUUUUCGAUCAAUUGAUUAUAUAUACCAUUCCGUUGAUCUAAAGUUCUACUUUGCCUUAUUCAUGGCUGAUCAGCAAGCAAGUCCUGGCACAACAACGUCUGCCGAUUCUCUAUCCGCAGUGGCGGAACAUGCUGAUACAGUUCUAAAGAAUGGAGAAACUACACUCGGUGCCGAAGAGAGUGGUACAGGAAAAGCGGCCAAAUCCAAAAAGAAAAAGAAGAACAAGGCUGCUAAAUCGGAUGAAGGAGCAGGAGAUAAUGAAAGUGCCGUGUUUUCUACGGUCGGUGGAAAUGGAUCGGCCGAUGCUGCCUCAGUCGGAUUGGCAACUGCUUUAACUGGUACAGGUCAAAUGCCUAGCCAAGACGUGCUGAUGAAUGUGAUAGAGCAGCUCAAGUUGAGCUCGCUUAAUCCGUCUAAAACCGCUAAAACGCCAGAAGAAGCGUUUAAUAAAAGUUUCAAGUUCUGGUCAACCCAGCCUGUACCUAAGAUGGACGAGAAGAUAGUAGUCAACGAACCAAUAGAAGCGGAUAAAGCGAUCAGUGAGAUCCGUGCGGAUCCGUACACUUUACCCGACGGGUUCACUUGGGAUACCAUUAAUCUGCACGACCCGCUACAGCUGAAAGAGCUGUACACUUUGCUAAACGAGAAUUAUGUCGAGGACGAUGAUGCUAUGUUUCGAUUUGAUUAUCAGCCUAAUUUUCUACAGUGGGCUCUUCAGCCGCCCGGUUGGCGUGCAGAGUGGCACUGCGGAGUUCGGGUGGUUAAAUCCGGUCGCCUGGUGGGUUUCAUAUCGGCUAUUCCGGGAACUUUGAACGUACAUCAGAAAACUCAGAAAAUGGUCGAGAUAAAUUUUUUGUGUGUUCAUAAAAAGUUACGCUCGAAACGACUAGCUCCGGUGCUGAUUCGGGAAAUAACCAGAAGAGUAAAUCUAACCGGAAUAUUCCAGGCCGUUUACACGGCCGGGGUUGUGCUGCCCAAACCGGUUGCUUCUUGUCGCUAUUGGCACCGUUCGCUGAAUCCAAAGAAGCUUGUUGAGGUUAAAUUUUCGCACAUCUCUCGCAAUAUGACUAUGCAGCGAACGAUCAAACUCUACAAACUUCCAGACGUUCCGAAGACACCCGGUUUCCGGAAGAUCCGCGAAUCGGACUUGAAAGGUACUCAACGGCUUCUGGAGCGUUAUAUGGCUGGAUUCAAUUUGACCCCGGUGUUCGACGAGGAUGAAUUCCGUCACUGGUUCUCUCCCCAGGAAGGCAUCAUCGAUUGUUUCGUUGUCGAGGAUCCUGCAAGCGGGGAAAUCACCGACAUGGUCAGCUACUACACGCUUCCCUCGACGGUUAUGCAUCACGCCGUUCACAAGUGUGUCAAGGCAGCCUACAGCUUUUACAACGUUUCGACCAAGACGCCCUGGUUGGAUUUGAUUAACGAUGCGCUCAUUUCGGCGCGGAAUCUAAACUUCGAUGUGUUCAACGCGCUAGAUCUGAUGGAGAACAAGAAGUUCCUGGAGAAGCUCAAGUUUGGCAUCGGCGAUGGCAAUUUGCAGUACUAUCUGUACAAUUGGCGCUGUCCCAGCAUGCAGCCGGAAGAAGUGGGCCUAAUUUUGCUCUAGAAGCAACGGUCUGGUUAGGUGGUGGGUGGAUAUUUUCGGGACAGACCAAAGUCGGCAUCAUCCAUAGUUUCCAGCAAGAGCAGAAACCCUCAGAUAAGAGUUCCGAUAGUUGAAGACGAGCUUUUUCCGCUGUGCGUUGUUUUGUUGUUUUUUCCGCAUAUGUUAGACCAGUCAAGUCACGCACCUCGUCGGUAAAUAAACUAGCAUUAUUGGGUACACGUUUA
Molecule: messenger RNA, 1981 nt
Organism: Malaya genurostris
Lineage: Eukaryota; Metazoa; Arthropoda; Insecta; Diptera; Culicidae
Product: glycylpeptide N-tetradecanoyltransferase-like
Exons: 4
Coding region: 213-1757 (514 amino acids)
Biological process (GO): N-terminal peptidyl-glycine N-myristoylation
Cellular component (GO): cytoplasm
Molecular function (GO): glycylpeptide N-tetradecanoyltransferase activity
Source: RefSeq, a predicted model, not a curated record